AUGCACAUCGGUUAUACACUUCCUUCACAUAACAUUCACCUCUUUCAGGCGAGACGUGCUAGCUUCAAUUGUCGUGGUGGUUCACCAUUAAACCCUGUAACAAGAGCACCUUCUGUAAAGAAGGUGCAGAAUGUUAAGCCAGUCACAUCCACCGAGUUGACUCGGUUGCAUCUAUCCAAUCUCGAAAAGCUACUGCAGAAGCAAACUGAACCCAACCCACCUGAUCAUGCUGAGAUUUCAAUUGAUGACUUGCUGAGAUAUGGAGUGGGAACGAGGUUUCUUCAAGGCAUGAAUACAUUGAAAAAAGCAAGAGACAGAACACGUGUGUUGGUUGAAAGCCUCAAGAAAUCCUACUUGUUGUUAGAAGGUAAAAAUGAGAACUUCUUUAAAAUGCAUGAUGUCAUUCGACAUGUUGCCAUAUCAAUUGCAUCAAGAGAGGAACAUGCAUUUCUAGUGAAAACCGGUGUCCAAGAGUGGCCAGAAGAAGAUGAAUAUAAAUGUUGCAGUUCAAUCUCAUUACGGUCCAAGAAUAUUCGUGAGCUUCCCCGGAUGGAAAAGCUUGAAGUUUUAGAUUUGUGUAAUAUGCGCGUAUUGACAUUACCAUCAUCACUAAAAAAUCUGCGGAUGCUACGUCUAGUUGACUGCCAGCUGGUGAACCUAGCUUUUGUCAAGGAAUUAAAGAAUCUUGAGAUAUUAAGCGUUAGUGAUUUUGAUCUCAAAGAGCUGGCUCAGGGAAUCGGACAGUUGACUCGUCUGCGGUUGUUGGAUUUGAGAAACUGUUAUAACGUAAAAAUUCUUCCAUCAGGUAUCAUAUCAAGUCUGUCCCGCCUUGAGGAAUUGUACAUACCAUGUUAUUUUAAGCGAUGGGGGGUUCAAGGCAAUGCAAGCCUUGUUGAACUAAAUUCACUGCUUAGCUUAGUCAUUUUAGAAAUUCAUAUACCGAAUGACAUGUUACUGCCCAAGGAGCGCCUGUUUGAGUCGUUGAUCAGAUUUAAAAUAUCCAUUGGGAGUGGAUUUUAUCCUGAGGAAAAUUACUUAGCGACAAGGAUCUUGAAACUCGAAGGUAUUACUUUGAAGAGGGAGCUUAACAUGUUGAUAGUUAAAGCUGAAGUACUAUAUUUAACUGGAUUGGAAGGUUUAAAGAAUGUGCUUGAUUAUAGAGAUGGUAAGGGGUUUCUAGACUUGAAGUAUCUUAAAGUUGAGGAUUGUGAUGAGAUGGAACAUCUAUUCAAACCAAAAUGGAAUGCACACACUAAGGGACCCUCUGCAUCAAGUUCUUUCAAUAAAUUAACUGUAUUAAGAAUUCAAAAUUGUAGAUUGAAAUAUCUCUUCUCCCCAUCCAUUGCAAGAGGCCUUUGGCAACUCCAAGAAUUAAAAAUAAGUAAAUGCAUGUCAAUGGAGGAAAUAGUUAAAGAUGGCGAGGAAGUCGUGGAUAAAAUUAUUUUUCAUCAAUUAAAGAACAUGGAGUUGGAGAAUUUACCAAACCUCAGAAGCAUCUAUGCCAAAAAUAUGAAGAAGAAGUCAACUACAGAGUGUAGAUCUUCCACCCUUGCACAGGCUUUGUUUAAUGAUAAGGUUGUAUUCCCUGCCUUAGAGCAAUUGAACAUUUCAUCCUUGGGAACCAUUACAGCAAUAUGGGACAACCAAUCACUCCUAGUGAAUGAAGCAGAAGAUUCAUUUUGGCGCCUAAGGUACAUGGAGGUAUGUCAAUGUGACAAACUGGUGAAUGUGAUUCUCUCUAAUUUGCUUCCGAGGUUACAGAAUCUGGAGAUGCUUGAAGUUAAAUGGUGUGAAUCAGUAGUAUGUGAAGUUGAAGUGCUUACCAUUGAAAAAGGGUCUACGACAUCAGCACCAACAAUUGUACUCCCUCGAAUAGGAGCAAUGCAUCUAGGAAUGCUACCUAACUUGAUGCACAUGGGAUUGAACAAAAAGGUACUUUCUGAUAGUCCUCAUGUCUAUGAAAACCUAAGCGUUCUCUUCAUUGAUAAUUGUAACAGUGUGAGAAAUGUAUUCUCACCAUCCAUAGCAAAAAACCUUGUGCACCUCCAAGAAUUAGAAGUAACUGCAUGUAAGAAGAUGGAAGAGAUAGUUGCAGUUGAAACUGGACAAGGAGAAAAUAGUGAAGAAGAUCUAGCCGAUGAUGAGAUCCUCAUCUUCCCUCAAUUGAAGACUUUGACACUUGAAUACUUGCCAAAACUCAAAAGCUUUUGUUGCAGUUAUAGAUCCAAAAGAGGGGGACAAGAAAACGAAAGAAGAAAGGAGACUCUUCCCAUAGUGGAAGCACUCUUCAAUGACAAGGUUAAAUUCCCAGCUUUGGAGGAGUUGACAGUUACAGAAUUAAAAAGCCUUAGAGUAAUAUGGAAAAUCAAAUUAUUCCAAGGUUCGGAAGCAGAAGAUUCUUUCUGGAAGGUAAGGCUUAUCGAGGUGUAUGGCUGUCAGAAACUGGUUAAUGUGAUUCCAUCCAAUGUGCUUCCAAGGCUACAGAACCUUGAAAAACUUGAUGUUGACUCAUGUGCGUCAGUUGUAUCCGUAGUUGAAGUGCUGAAUGUUGAAGAAGGGUGUGCAACAUCAGCACCAACAAUCAUACUCCCUCGGUUACGGGAACUGAAGCUAUAUUCACUGCCUAACUUGAGGCGCACAGGGUUGUACCAAAAGCAAUAUUUGGAUGUACAUCAUAGCUAUUCCGAUCUAACAAUUGUUGAUUUUUUUGCUUGUGAUAGAUUGAGAAAUGUAUUUUCACUAUCCAUCGUAAGAAAUCUUUGUCAGCUUCGAGAAUUGAGAAUAGAACGUUGUUGGAAGAUGGAAGAAGUAGUUGUCAUUGAAAAGCGACAAGAAGAAGAAGAAGAAGAAACCGUUGAUGAGAUCCUUGUGUUCCCUCAAUUAAGGACUAUGACACUUCAAAUGUUGCCAGAGCUCAGAAAUUUCUGCUGCAAUUGUGGAUCCAAAGAAGAAGAACAAACGGAGGAGGAUAGUAUUCCUGAGUGGCGAGCUCUCUUCAACCAGAAGAUUAAAUUUCCUUGCUUGGAGGUCUUGCGUAUCAAAGACAUGAAAAACUUCAAAGAGAUAUGGCAUAGCACAGUUCCAACUGAUUCUGUUCCCAAACUGAGAUUUUUACAAGUGAAAAGGUGUGGCGAACUAUUAAAUGUUGCAUCAUCAAGAUUGCUUGGAAGUUUCGAGAACCUAGAAGAACUCAAAGUGCAACUGUGUCGUUUCCUCGAAGAGGUUUUUAAAAUUGAAGGAUCAAAUGCAGCAGCAGGAGUAGAUGGAAGAGAUGAGGGUGUAAGAGACGAAGUGGAAGACGAUCUUUUGCUCCCCCGAUUAAAGAGAGUGUCCCUUGAAGAUCUACCAUGCCUGUCAUGCUUUUGCAUUUCUAAAUUGCCAUCCUUAGUAACAACGUCAAUAGAACGCUGCCCCAAAUUGGAGAUGCUUCCUCGCAAUACCUCAACACUGUGAAGAUAAAAACAAUCAAUGGCCCCUUGCAACCAUUUUGGAAUGAAAUGGUUAAAAUGUCCUAUGUUAGAGAAUGGGUACUCACUGAUGGGGGAGCAUCGCUGCAUCUUUGAGGUGAACCAGUGCAGAAGGUGACUACCUCAACCCUACUACAAUGGGUUGAUAAUGUCAAAGAACUCAGGAUAGAAUCCUGCUUUUCAUUAGAAGUUAGUCUUCAAGCUUGAAGGACUCUAUGCCAUAAAAAGAGAUUGGAAAUAGCCUUUCCAAAUUGAAAACAUGGGAUUGGUUCAUUUACCUGACAUGGUGAAUAGUUGGUAACGGAAAUCUCGGGAGCUUUUGGUCUUUUGCAUGCUUUCAAUCUUGUAAUAGCCUGAGAUAUUCAUUCUCAUUCUCAAUAGCAAGACAUCUCACUAGUUUUUGAAAUCCAUUCUUAAAGGAAGUUAGGUUGGUGAUGUCCUGAAUUGCAGACUCUCAUUUGUACACACGAGCAGGGAGGAUACAAAAAUAACUGGAAAAAUAUCACUAGCCACACAUGCGAGUGACCUUAAUGAUUCUGUGCAGCAGUACAUUUGGAAAGGAAAAGUAGGUAUAGAAUGUUUGUGAAAUUUUACUGUGAGAUGAUGUAGAGAUUUUUAUUAUUUUUAUUUACCUGUGAUUAUGUUGAAAGCAUGUAGCUUCAUUGUUAUUGAUCAAUUUCAACCCAAUUUCAUCUUCGAACUCAAUUUACUUUCGAUUUUCACGUUCAACUCUAGCAGCUCGUUUGCAAGAUCAUGUGAGUCCAGGUCUGCAACACUUUCCACAUGAAAAAUCGGAGUAGGCCAAGUCAACAACUGAAAUUGGAUAUGAGAGGAAACAUUGUCUUUUAAUUAAUGGGUAAAAUGGUAAUUUUAUUUUUUACUUAAAGACUUAAAGGUUGUUUGAUGCCAUGGGAUUAAGUGCAACAUUCUUAGACUUCAAGGUUGUUUGCCAAAAAAAAAAAAAAUUGAAAAAAAAAAAGGAAAAGAAAAAAAGGGUAGUUUUCAAUUCAGGGGGUUUCUUACAAUUCGUUCAUAGUUCAUAGGAAUAGUGCACUUAACCCUAGAGAAUAUAAUAUCCACAACUAGAUAUUAUAUCAUUUAAUA
Cornus florida is the source of this 4571-nucleotide messenger RNA. RefSeq lists its product as uncharacterized. Lineage: Eukaryota; Viridiplantae; Streptophyta; Magnoliopsida; Cornales; Cornaceae. The transcript has 7 exons. The record is from RefSeq and is a predicted model, not a curated record. Bases 1 to 3453 code for a protein of 1150 amino acids.